This is a messenger RNA of Symbiodinium natans, 1923 nucleotides long. The record is from the annotation of a GenBank genome assembly. Lineage: Eukaryota; Dinophyceae; Suessiales; Symbiodiniaceae.
AUGACUAUCCACACAUUUCUCGCUGCUGUGACAGCGGUCGCCGCUGUGCAAGGUGCAACACACGCACCUUCCAAUGGAGCAAGUCAAAGCUAUAAAUCCUGCGAUGAUGAGCGCGCAGUAUGUGAAGGCGUGUCCAGCUUGUUGUCACUGAACUGGGGGGGAAUCUUCGGAAGGCCUAAUCGUCCUGUUACCUCAGCGCCUACCUCCGCGCCUACCUCCGCGCCUACCUCUGCUCCCACCUCUGCUCCCACCUCUGCUCCUUCCACACAAUCAAUACACUUGACGACCAGCUUCCAGGACAUUGCAGAGCAGAUGUCCAAGGCCGAGUGGGGUAGCAUGCAAUGGGGUCCGCCGGAUGCGCACGGCAAGCGCGCGAAUUUCGCACUGGGUGGUGCCAUGAUCAACGGCCUGCUGUACAUGGCGGCUUUUAUCCAGGGGUCGGUCGAGGGUCAGGAGGACAACUUGGUCGACUUCGAAAAGGGCAUCGGCACCUGCCUCGGCCAGGCAGCCAUGGAAAUACCUGAUGUCGGACCUUUUCUGAGCAUUGCGAUCACCUUCGGUCUGUCCCUCUUUGGAGGUUCCUCCGACGCCAUGCAGGCCGCUUUUGACAAGCUCUACGAGACGAUCAUGAAGAAUGUUCGGACGCUCAUCACAAUGCAGGCCGUGAAAGAGGCCAUGCAAACCACUGAAGACAGACUGGGCAAUCUCAUGAAGUUGCUCUACAACAUACCCAUCGACAUCGGACAGAUUGCUGGCCUCACAGCACCAGAAGAAGAUAAGAAGAACCAGUAUUGGCAUGCCUUGAAUCUCAAGCUUCAGUUCUUCGAGGGCUCGAAUGCCCAGAUCUUUGGAGCUCAGGUGGGCUGUGUCGGGUCCGACGGCACAACACCCGUGCAGCCCAGUGAUCAGAUUCAGACUACGGAUAUUUCGGAGCUCACCGAGUGCCAACAGUACUGGGCGCAUGGCGCUUUCCUGGCUCAGUUCCAUUUUGUUAUGAUGCAUCUCCACCUCAGGGCCCAAAUGGCCUUUCUAGCUUCGGAUGCGGCGGCGAAAAGCCAACAGCUGCAACGGCUACGUGAAGUAGCCGGAGAGUAUGUUCCAUUAUUAAAGGAUUCCUACAAUGGCUUGCUCAUCUGGACAGAAGGGGAUGUUCCCCAAUGUCAUUGGGAGUACCCUGCAAACUGGUCAUCUAUAUGUGAUGGAUUCAGUCCGGAAACAGGCAACUUCUGCCAAGGGCCGUUUGAGGGCUAUUUUCCGGCUGCGACGUUUCAAGCUGAUCCAGAUGUAAGCUGCCUCACAGGUUGCAAGAGCUUCAUGGAAUCUGAGCACCCUUAUAACAACCCCGGCAACUUCUGUACGGUAGAACAGCUAGGGCCGGGCGCUCCGACGUUGGGCCCCUGGAGCCUCUGCAGCGAAGAAGAUAUAGGGAUGGCCGCGGGCAUCAAGACCGCAGAUCUCAAAGCCAUGUUCCACCCAAUCCUUGAGAAGUUGGAGGAGUUCGCAGAGAACAAGCUUGGAUACAGUUCGUCCGAACUUCUGAGUUGGAUCCAGAACCAUGCGCAGGCACCAGCGUCCACGCCAGUCGGUGAGGCCGGAAACUUCUGCGAGAGGUUCUGUUUUUCGAUCCAUGACUCGAUGACGGAGACGAAGGGCAAGAGUUUGGAUCAGGCAAGUGCUUUGUGGGACAAGCUUCAUUGCUCAGAAACCUGCUUGCUAGCAAGUGCGCCGGUCGACACGAGGUGCAGCUGCAGAAUGGACGCAUGCCCAGUCAUUCUGAGUGAUUUUAGCAGAUCCUUGAACGAAUCCUUCGAUGCCGGGGACUGGUGGCAGGAGCUCAUGGAAACGGUCGAGGGGCCGUGGUGGGCUGCAGCGUGCAACCAGUCUUGCAAUGUCUUCCCGCUGCAGACGGCUCAGUCGUCCUGA